This is a messenger RNA of Kazachstania africana CBS 2517, 1401 nucleotides long. RefSeq names its product GTPase-activating protein GYP8 (gene GYP8). Bases 1 to 1401 code for a protein of 466 amino acids. Gene Ontology annotation, biological process: positive regulation of GTPase activity; endoplasmic reticulum to Golgi vesicle-mediated transport. NCBI's taxonomy places the organism in Eukaryota, Fungi, Ascomycota, Saccharomycetes, Saccharomycetales, Saccharomycetaceae. The transcript has a single exon. The record is from RefSeq and is a predicted model, not a curated record. Gene Ontology annotation, cellular component: endoplasmic reticulum membrane. Gene Ontology annotation, molecular function: GTPase activator activity.
AUGGGUUCCACUUCUGAUUCCUACUCAUCUAGCCAGGAAACACUGGCUACUUUAGAAAGUAAUACAAUUUAUGAUUUCAUUCCUUCGUAUAUCAAUCUAGGCUUCCAAAAAGAAUUAAAGCUUAAAAUCAUUCGUGAUACUACCAAUCCCGUUGUACUGGAAAUAUUGGGUUCUGAAAAAUUUGGAUUCAUUGAGAAUAAAGUUAGAAGUAAGUGUUGGCACUGUCUUUUGUCUAGGCAAUUAAGAUUAGAGAAUUCCAGGAAUAAUGACGUUCUAAUAGAUCAUCCUGAUGAGAAUCAAAUCAAUUUGGACGUAAAAAGAUCCUUCUCGUUCGUUGAGAAUACCAAGCAUAGGGAUUUCUUGAAAGAUUUACUUUCCCGCAUUAUCAUUGGAAUUUUCAGAAAGCAUCCUAAAUUGAGAUACUACCAAGGUUAUCAUGAUAUCGUCUCGCUCUUCAUAUUAGUGUGGCAUUCAAAUGAGGAAGUGGAUUUAUCACUCAGUACAAUGAUAUUGAGUGCUGUAGACGCUCAAUUUGACACUGUAUUUGAGUGUGUGGAAAUCUUUACUUUGGUUUAUCUAAGGGAUUUUAUGAUGAAUUCACUAGAUUUUCCCAUUGAUCAAUUGAAAUUAAUCUCCCAUUUAAUUAAAGAAAAGGAUCCAGACCUAUACCAUUCUAUGAAACUUGAUAAAAUCAGUCCUUUCUUUGCCAUAUCAUCAAUUUUAACUUUCUUUUCACAUGAUUUAAAGCCAACGAAUGAAAAUUCGAUUAUAUGGGAAAUUUUUGAUUUGAUAAUAAGUAAAAAUUCAAGUUUUAUACCUAUUUUAAUCUUUACGAAUUUUAUUCUUAUGCAAAAGCAGAAAUUGAUUGACCAAAUCAAUUUGAAUACGGAGAAUUUUGAUAAUGAAACAGAUCUUAUUCAUGCUUCAAUACAGCAAAUUUUACUGACAUCUAUAUCUAAUGAAAAUUUCUUCUUCAAAAUAAUGACAAUUACAAGAUUGAAUUACAAUCGUGACGUCAAACUUUUAUCUAAGGUUUUAUUCGACUCAAGAAUUAUUAACUGUGGGAGCCCGUUGUUAACCACAGCAAAAGGUAAUAACAAGACGCUAUUUGACACAAAAGAUAUAGAUAAUUUGAUUGAUAAACAAAUCAAGAUCAAUGGGACGCGGAAAAAUAUCAGACAAACAAACACAAGGUUCAAUAUAGUCCUCUAUCAUGUCAUUAAUAACAAGCAUCUCUUGGUCAAACUGUCAAUUCUUGUUGGUUUACUUGCCAUCAUAUCAAAAUUCUCUAAUAGAAACCUCAUCUGGGAAACAUAUCAUAAGACCAAGAAAGUGUGGCUAGAUCCAUUACACUGCCUACUUCAUAAUCCCACGUCAUAUCUUUAUUCAAAUAAUAAUUAA